UAUCUUUACCGUAUUUGCAAGAAUAUUUGCUUUUGGAUCCAAACUGCACCAGGGAGUAAAGAAAUGCAAGGAGGAUCAACGGGAAUUGGUUAUGGUCUCAAGUAUCAGGCUAGAUGCAUUGCUGAUGUUAAAGCUGAUACUGAAACUACAACUUUCAUCACUGGUACUCUCAGUCUCAAAGAAGAAAAUGAGGUUCAUUUGAUCAAAUUAUCAUCAUCUGAGACUGAAUUGAUUUGUGAGGGUUUAUUUUCACAUCCAAAUGAGAUUUGGGAUCUUGCGUCUUGCCCUUUUGACCCUCGAAUCUUUUCCACAGUUUUCUCUUCUGGUGAAUCAUAUGGAGCUGCAAUUUGGAAAAUACCUGAGUUAUAUGGACAAUCAAAUUCAUCACAAUUGGAAGAACUUGCUUCUCUUGAUCAACAUACUAGCAAGAUCAAACGCAUUCUUUGGUGGCCAUCUGGAAGUCAUGACAAAGUGAUCAGCAUUGAUGAGGAAAAUCUAUUGUUAUGGAGCUUUGAUUCUUCGAAUAAGACCACACAGGUAGAAUCCAGGGAAUCUGUUGGUAUGCUGCAUUCCUUAUCUGGUGGAGCAUGGGAUCCACAUGACAGAAAUGCGCUUGCUGCAACAUCUGACUCGUCGAUCCAGUUUUGGGAUUUGCGGACUAUGAAGAAGACAAACACAAUUGAGCAUGCCCACGUUCGUGAUGUAGACUACAGCAUUAAGAAGCAGAACAUUCUAGUCAGUGCUGAGGACGAAACUGGAAUAUGCAUCUGGGAUAUGAGAAUGCCGAAUGUUCCUAUGAGAGAGCUCCCUGGUCAUGCACACUGGACAUGGGCAGUCAGAUGUAACCCUGUGUACCACGAUCUUAUUCUGAGUGCUGGAACAGAUUCAGCUGUCAACUUAUGGUUGGCUCCUAUCUCUAACAGUGGUGAUUCAACAACUGAAAGUCCUGUAGAAUCACCUACACGUCGAGCAGAUCCUUUACUCAACUCUUACAGUGACUACGAGGACAGUGUCUAUGGCCUCACUUGGAGCUCUCGCCAACCUUGGAUUUUCGCUUCAUUAUCGUAUGAUGGAAGGGUGGUUGUAGAAUCAGUAAAGUCAUUUCUCCCCAAAAAGUGAGACAUUUAUCAGUGAAUGACAUACAUGGUUCAACCGUUGUCGGCAGUCAGAUAACAAUAGCAACAACCUAUAUUCCUUAACUAGUUCAAACUUCAAACUGUGUGUUCAUUAUCUUCUACGAAAUGCUUGUAUCCCCGUGGCAUCAUUUUAAAUGCAACUUGUAAAGAUCAAACAAGUUUGUAGAAAAUUUUGGAGGUUAUUGAACUGUUGGGACAAAUAGUUGGACUUGGAAUUCUAUGACUUUAUUAUUUUGGGUGUGA
This is a messenger RNA of Papaver somniferum (opium poppy), 1379 nucleotides long. RefSeq names its product WD repeat-containing protein DWA2-like. The transcript has 14 exons. Lineage: Eukaryota; Viridiplantae; Streptophyta; Magnoliopsida; Ranunculales; Papaveraceae. Gene Ontology annotation, biological process: protein ubiquitination. Gene Ontology annotation, molecular function: protein binding. Bases 64 to 1119 code for a protein of 351 amino acids. The record is from RefSeq and is a predicted model, not a curated record.